Messenger RNA from Drosophila persimilis, 1449 nucleotides. It is a transcript of the gene Acat1, whose product is annotated as acetyl-CoA acetyltransferase, mitochondrial. The coding region runs from base 90 to 1328 and encodes 412 amino acids. Gene Ontology annotation, molecular function: acetyl-CoA C-acetyltransferase activity. The transcript has a single exon. The record is from RefSeq and is a predicted model, not a curated record. NCBI's taxonomy places the organism in Eukaryota, Metazoa, Arthropoda, Insecta, Diptera, Drosophilidae. Gene Ontology annotation, biological process: fatty acid beta-oxidation.
ACAGGUUUGCGAUCUGAUUCUGAUUAUAUUCCACAUCGUGUGAUCAGUCGAUUCAAUUAUUAAAUUGCUGCCCCGCAUCCAACAACGUGAUGUCCGCCAAUCUGUUGCAGGCCACGCGCAGCCUCUGCGUCCAGACGCGUCGCGCGUACAGCUCCAAGCUCCAAGAUGUGCUGGUUGUGGCCGCCGCCCGCACACCGAUCGGCAGCUUCCAGAGCCAACUGGCGCCACUCAGCGCCACCCAACUGGGUGCCACCGCCAUCGAGGCGGCCAUUGAGCGGGCCGGGAUCGCAAAGACCGACGUCAACGAAGUGAUAAUGGGAAAUGUGGUGUCCGCAGGACUGGGACAGGCUCCCGCCCGCCAGGCUGCAAUUUUCGCCGGCCUGCCGACCAACGUGUGUUGCACCACCGUGAAUAAAGUGUGCUCCUCGGGCAUGAAGUCGGUCAUGCUGGGCGCCCAGUCGUUGAUGCUCGGUUACGCCGAUGUGGUCAUCGCCGGCGGCAUGGAGUCCAUGUCCAAUGUCCCCUUCUAUUUGAAGCGCGGCGCCACACCCUACGGCGGCGUCAACCUCAUCGACGGCAUUGUGUUCGACGGCCUCUGGGAUGUGUACAACAAGUUCCACAUGGGCAACUGUGCGGAGAACACGGCCAAGAAGAUGACCAUCUCCCGCGCGGACCAGGAUGCUUACGCCAUUCAGUCGUACAAGCGUUCGGCCCUUGCCUGGCAGGCCAAUGCCUUUGCCGACGAGAUCGCCCCUGUCAAGAUCCAGCAGAAGCGCAAGCCCGAGGUGAUCAUCUCCGAGGACGAGGAGUUUAAGCGGAUCAAUUUCGACAAGUUCGGGCAGCUGGCGACGGUCUUCCAACGCGAAAACGGCACUGUGACCGCCGGCAACGCCUCCACCUUGAACGAUGGUGGUGCCGCUGUCGUUCUGAUGUCCGCCGAUGCCGUGCAGCGUGCCGGCCUCAAGCCUCUGGCCCGGAUUGUAGCCUUCCAGGAUGCGGAGACCGAUCCCAUUGACUUCCCCAUCGCCCCGGCCUUUGCAGUGCCCAAGCUGCUGGAGCGCGCUGGCGUGCGCAAGGAGGACGUGGCAAUGUGGGAGAUUAAUGAGGCCUUCUCCCUGGUCGCGCUUGCCAAUAUAAAGAAAAUGGAUUUGGAUCCCAGCAAGGUGAAUGUGCACGGCGGUGCCGUCUCCCUUGGCCAUCCCAUAGGCAUGUCUGGAGCCCGUCUGGUCACCCAUCUCGCGCACAGCCUUAAACCCGGACAGCUGGGAUGUGCGUCCAUCUGCAAUGGCGGUGGUGGUGCCUCCUCCAUUCUGCUGGAGAAGCUCUAAGCAGGAGCUCACUUUUGCUGCAUCCUGUGACCCCAGCAACCAGAAAUGCAUUUAUUUUUUAACCAAUUGAAAUUUAUCUGUUAAAUGUUAUUAUACAAUAUGCUUUCCCUCUCCCUCUCUA